AUGAUUACUCCAGAUGUGUCACUAGUGGUUUACCCAAUGAAGUAUAAGUCUGAAGUGUUGGAAAAAUUCAAGGAGUGGGAGGCAGCUGUGACAAACCAGGCAGAAUGCAAGAUUAAGACGCUUCGGACAGACAAUGAUGGUGAAUACACAUCCACCGAGUUCCAAGAUUUUCUAAAGAAGAAAGGAAUUGGCCAUGAGACUACAGUGCCACAUUCACCCCAGCAGAAUGGGGUAGCUGAGCGCAUGAACCGAACACUUCAAGAAGCAGCUCUCUCUAUGAUUCUGCAUGCUGGACUGUCCAAAGCUUUCUGGGCAGAAGCAGUUUGCAAUGCGGCCUAUGUAAGAAAUCGAGUCAUCACACGACUGCGAUUUGUCGGCUACAGGCUAUAUGAUGAAAAUCGACAAAGAAUCUUCAUUCGCAGAGAUAUAACCUUUAAUGAAACAGACUUUGGGUCUACAAAAGUUCAAAUGAAGUGCGACGAAGGCAGUACUGAAUGCGCUGAAGAAGAAAUGCAAUUAAAGGGCAAAGAUGUGAUAACCGUGGAUGAACAGCAAGAUCUCCCAACGGAUCCUCGACGCUCAGGACGAGAGAAAAUCCACCAAUGUACUACCACGACGAGUAUGCUACAAUCACUACAGCGAAAUAUGCAGCACUUUAUGUAGCUGAAAUCGAAGAGCCAGAAACGUUAAAGGACGCUCUUGACAGUGAAUAUGCAACACAGUGGAAAGCAGAUGCUGAAUACCAGUCUUUGUUAGAGAAUGAGACUUGGGAGUUAGUUGAACUGCCAGCUGGACAUAAGCCUAUCAGUUGCAAGUGGGUUUUCAAAGUCAAGCACAAUGAGACAGGAAAGGUAGAAAGAUUUAAAGGUCGUCUGGUAGCUAAAGGUUUCCUGCAAAAAUACGGAAUUGACUAUGAUGAAACAUUCUCUCCGGUGGUUCGUUUUUCGUCAAUCCCUGCUCUUCUGGCUUUUGGUGUUUCUCGACAAAUGUUCAUCCAUCAAAUGGAUGUAGUAACAGCAUUCCUAAACGGUACUUUGGACGAGGAAAUAUAUAUGCAACAGCCCAAAGGCUAUGUAGAACCAUGA
Molecule: messenger RNA, 1085 nt
Organism: Paramuricea clavata
Lineage: Eukaryota; Metazoa; Cnidaria; Anthozoa; Malacalcyonacea; Plexauridae
Source: the annotation of a GenBank genome assembly